UACGUAACAGUAGCAACACUUGAUAAAGAAGAUGAAGAAAUUAUAUAUGAUGACGAAUCUGCUAAUAACCAUUAUAAAACUGAAAAUAAUAAUAGUUCAUCAAACUCUGAUUUUCAACGCUAUAUAAUAAGAAAAUUGACAGAUAGAGGAUUCAAAUUAUCUUCACUAGAAGAACAAGAAAGACUUUUAAACAAUAGAAUUGAUAUUAUGUUACGUAAACUUGAAAAAUGUUUUUCAUGUGAAGAAAUUUUGGACAAACAAAUUGCAAAAGAAUCUUUAAUGGAUAAUUUUUCUAUUGACAAUAUUGAGGAUCUGGAAAAAUUCAAAAAAUCGUUAAAUGAUAAUAUUAUUAGCCGCAAAGAAUUGAUUAAGCAGCUAUCAUCUAUUGGAGGAAAUAGUGUCAAAGGAAUCACUUUUAAUCUUUUACGAGUGUUAAUGUCAGAUAAGGUAGCUUCUACAUUUAGUUAUGUUGGAGGAAAAAAAAACGGAUAUUUUAUGAUUUACAACUACGAAAAAUUAUAUUUAGCGUUGUACGACUUCGAUUUGCGGAAGCAACUGAACAUUGCAUUUCCGAACCAAUCAAAUCUUGGUUACGACAUGCGAAUGAGCGUUACCUAAAGAAAAAUAAAAUGGAUAACACAAAUGCAUAAAUGCAACUAUCAUUUGCAUCACGAGCAAAAUAGUUACAAAUGUUGAUAUCUGACAACAAUAAAAAAUAUUUUAUAUAGAGUAACACACGCAUAUAUCAGAAUAAUUUGCCUCCAGAGUUACAUUUUUCAUUUAUUUUUUUAAAAAUGAAAUACAAUUCAUUAUU
This is a messenger RNA of Linepithema humile (Argentine ant), 814 nucleotides long. Lineage: Eukaryota; Metazoa; Arthropoda; Insecta; Hymenoptera; Formicidae. The record is from RefSeq and is a predicted model, not a curated record.